Messenger RNA from Recurvomyces mirabilis, 3546 nucleotides. It is a transcript of the gene UBP15, whose product is annotated as ubiquitin-specific protease ubp15. Gene Ontology annotation, biological process: protein deubiquitination; regulation of protein stability. NCBI's taxonomy places the organism in Eukaryota, Fungi, Ascomycota, Dothideomycetes, Mycosphaerellales, Teratosphaeriaceae. Bases 1 to 3546 code for a protein of 1181 amino acids. The transcript is spliced from 3 exons. Gene Ontology annotation, molecular function: cysteine-type deubiquitinase activity; protein binding. Gene Ontology annotation, cellular component: cytosol; nucleus. The record is from RefSeq and is a predicted model, not a curated record.
AUGGAUCAGAUCGGCAGCGAUAUGCUGCUCGACUCCGACUUCGAUGAGAAGCGCCUGACGCCUAAUGACGACAACGAGAACGUCGCCAUCAUCACUCCCGACGAUGUUGACAGCAUGGUGGACGACAUAGAGACAUCCGCCGAACCAGCGCUGCCCUUGGCGACAGAUCACGAGGGAAUGAAAGAGCGGUUCAUGCCGGCAUAUCCGGAUUAUGAGACCGAAGCAGAAGCGACUUUCACAUGGGACAUUACAAAUUGGCGGUCGUUAGCCAAGCGGACACAUGGACCCAGCUUCACAUGCGCCGGCCAUCCGUGGAGAAUACUGUUCUUCCCAUUCGGUAACGCUGCCUCGGAGAGUGUCUCCUUCUACCUUGAGCAGGGCUUCGAAGAGGAGAAGCCGCCAGAGGAUUGGUAUGCCUGCGCGCAAUUUAUGCUGGUCUUACACAACCCCAACGAUCCGUCAAUAUACAUACACCAUGAGGCGAAUCAUAGAUUCACAGCCGAGGAGGGCGAUUGGGGCUUCACGCGAUUCGCAGACAAGAAUCGCAUCUUUGCCGCCAAGUUCGACGGUGCUGCUGAUCGACCGCUGGUGGAGAAUGACUGCGCGCGCAUGACUGCAUACGUGCGAGUGCUCAAGGACCCCACAGGUGUACUAUGGCAUAAUUUCGUCAACUACGACAGCAAGAAGGAGACUGGCAUGGUCGGCCUGCGCAACCAAGGCGCUACUUGCUACCUCAAUUCACUACUACAAUCACUUUACCUCACCGGCUCCUUCCGGAAAGCAGUCUACCAAAUACCGACCGAGACCGAGGAAGGGAGGGACUCCUCUGCCUAUGCGCUUCAACGACUCUUCUACCGCCUACAAGCCGAUCCCAUAGCUGUGUCGACCCAGGAGCUCACACACUCUUUCGGAUGGGAGAGCAGACAAAUAUUCGAGCAGCAAGAUGUGCAGGAACUAUCUCGUAUACUGAUGGAGAAACUGGAGGCGCGCAUGAAGGGCACAGAAGCAGAGAACGCACUAGGCAACAUGUUUGUCGGCAAGAUGAAGACAUAUCUACGUUGCAUUAAUGUGGACUACGAGAGCAGUAGGAUAGAAGACUUUUGGGAUCUGCAGCUGAACGUUUCAGGAUGCAAGAGCCUGGCAGACAGCUUCAAGAACUACGUGGAGGUGGAGACACUGGAAGGUGAUAACAAGUACGCUGCUGAGGGUUAUGGACUACAGGAUGCGAAGAAGGGUGUCAUCUUCGAGAGCUUUCCACAAGUUCUGCAUCUUCAGCUGAAGCGAUUCGAGUACGACUUCCAGCGGGACGCUAUGAUGAAGGUCAACGAUCGAUAUGAGUUCCCUGACGUCUUUGACGCAUCGCCGUACCUGGAUGAGACUGCCGACAAGUCGGAACCAUACAUUUACCAUCUACAUGGCGUGCUCGUGCACUCCGGCGAUCUCAAUGCUGGGCACUACUACGCUUUUCUAAAGCCUGAGAAGAACGGCGAGUUUUACCGGUUUGAUGACGACCGUGUGACUCGUGCGACCAAGCGGGAGGCGAUCGAUGACAACUUUGGCGGCGACUACGCUACUAAUGGUAUCAAUGGUUUACAGAAGGGUCAGAAUCCCUACACUCGGCAGUGGUCGACUAAGCGAUCGAACAACGCGUACAUGUUGGUGUACGUGCGCGAGAGUCGGUUGGACCAAAUUCUGCCACCACUAGACGAUGUCAAGGCGCCUGAACAUUUACCCGUACGACUUGCAGAAGAACGUACAGCAGCUGAGAAGCGCCGUAAGGAACGCGAGGAGGCGCACUUGUACAUGAAUGUGCAGGUGGCAACGGAAGCUAAUUACAAAGCCUACCAGAGCGUCGACAUAAUAUCAUGGCAAGCGGAAGAUUCGGAUGACCCAGCCUUACCGAAGCAAUAUCGACUGCUCAGAAGUAUGACCGUGACAGAUUUUACGGAAUUUGUGUGCCAGCAACAUGGCUUCGAGCUGGAUCUAGUCCGACCUUGGAUCAUGGUCAACCGCCAGAACGGCACCGUGCGGCCUGAUCAUCCGCUGAGCUGGACGGAUAUGACGCUCCAGGAAGCAGCGGACAAGUUCACGACUCGUAAUGGUGGCUUUCGUAUUUUCAUGGAAGAGACGACCCGGGGCGCCGACGGAACACCUAUUUGGCCAAGUGAGGAUGUGAGCGUGCCAUCCUCACCUGUGGUUAAUGGUAACUCCCCGCAGCAACACAAGCCGAUUAUCAUCUUCAUGAAAUAUUUCGAUGUUGACAAGCAAGUACUGCGCGGAGUCGGCCACGUUUACAUGAACCCGUCUGAGAAGGCGCAGGACCUGGCACCGCAUAUUCUGCAGAUGAUGGGCUGGGAGACUGGUGUGCAGCUCGAGCUGUACGAGGAGAUCAAGCAGACUUAUAUCGAAAAGAUGAAGCCGAAGAAUACUCUUGUAGCAUCCGAGAUACAGGACGGCGAUAUCGUGUGCUUCCAACGCCAUCUCAGUGAGGCCGAAGCGACUGCAGUACGACAAACGAAUCCCACAGCAUGUCUUGACGCACCUGCAUAUUACGACUAUUUGAUCAACCGCAUCUACGUGACGUUUACUCAAAAGUUCUCGCCUCCACAGAAUUACGAGGUUCAGACAGAAGGCGACGAGAAGUUUACGAUCGCGUUGUCAAAAAAGGAUAGCUACGAUGCUCUUGCACACAAGGUCGCCGACCACUUAUCUACUGUGUGCACCGUGCCAAUCGACCCAACAUAUCUCCGCUUCACGACGGUUAAUGCCCAGUCCGGAAAGCCGAGAACAUUGGUCAAGCGUGCAGCAGGUACCACUGCGUCAUCGAUACUGUUCAGCAACUCUGGAUACGGUAGCUACAAUUACACACCGAUGCAUUCGCAAGAUCAACUAUACUAUGAAGUCCUGGAAAUGAGCCUUACAGAUCUUGAGCAGAGAAAGAAUGUCCGAGUGAUAUGGCUAUCAGAAGGCAUCCAGAAGGAACAGCCAUUCGAGAUGGCGUUACCGAAGCAGACACAAUUUACAGAUGUCCUGGCCGCGCUGCAAAAGCGAGCUUCGCUACCAGACGAGAUCCUGGAUCAGAUCCGCUUCUACGAAGCCCACAGCAACAAAAUCUACAAGCUCCUCCCACCAACUCAUUCGGUCAUAGCACUGAAUGAGUACAUGACUGUGUACGCCGAGCGCAUUCCGGAAGAAGAACUCAAGGAGAUGGAUGAGAGUAAAGGUGAUAGAGUCAUUUACUGUUUCCACUUCGAGAAGGAGCCUAGUAAGAGUCAUGGCACCCCUUUCAUUUUCAUGUUGAAGGAGGGUGAAGUGUUCAAGGAGACGAAGGACAGAUUGUCGAGAAGAACAGGCAUUAAGGGCAAGAACAUGGAGAAGGUGCGAUUUGCGGUCAUCAAAGGUGGACAGAAUUACUCGAGGCCGGUCUGGGUUGAGGAUGACGACAUUCUUUCCGAAAAGCUUGGUCCCGAAGAUCACCUUGGCCUCGAACAUCCGAACAGACAGCGAGGUAACUGGGCACGGCAUGAGUCUUUGAACAUCCGAUAG